AUGACUGAAUCGAGCCUACCCUCUCCUCCUUUCCUAACGAUUGAAGGGAUUCAAAACUUUCGAGACCUCGGUGGUUAUCCAACUUCCAGUAGCCGAUCAAUUCGCUCGUCUGUUAUAUACCGAUGUGCGGAACCAUCGCAGGUUACCAAGAAUGGUAUUGAGUCAAUGAAGAAUCUGAGGAUAUCUACGGCAUAUGAUCUACGUUCGAAUAACGAAAUUGAAAGGAGCAAAGCAUCAGGAAGAGGUGGGGUUACAGAGUGGGAUGGAUGUAAUCGAGUCUUUGUACCGGUUUUUAGCGAUGAAGAUUAUGGCCCAGAAAGCAUAGCUCUUAGAUAUGCUGACUAUACCGCUGAUGGAACUGAAGGGUUUGUGCGAGCAUAUACUAGCAUUCUAGAGAAUGCACCACCGUCCUACAGUGUCAUCUUACGGCAUUUGGCUUACAAGUCGUCGGAGCCCCUAAUUAUCCACUGCACCGCAGGCAAAGACAGAACGGGUGUCAUUUGUGCCCUAGUACUAUCAUUAUGUGGUGUUGACGAUGAAAUCGUCGCUCAAGAAUAUUCACUCACCGAGGUGGGGCUUUCGCAGGAAUGGAAAGAGGCUGUCGUUCAUCAUUUAAUGUCGCAUCCUGCUUUGGAAGGCAAUAUGAAGGGUGCCUGGAAUAUGAUUGGCGCUAAGGCCGCGAACAUGUUUGCAACCCUCAGAAUGAUGCGGGAGAAGUUUGUGGAUGCCGAAACUUACAUAGUUGAGAAAUGCGGCCUGUCAAGAGAAGAGGUCGCUAUGAUAAAGGCAAACAUGACUGUCAAUGAGGCUCCUACGCUCCAUAAAGUCCCUCAAGUACUCUAG
Messenger RNA from Glarea lozoyensis ATCC 20868, 843 nucleotides. Its product is annotated as (Phosphotyrosine protein) phosphatases II. NCBI's taxonomy places the organism in Eukaryota, Fungi, Ascomycota, Leotiomycetes, Helotiales, Helotiaceae. The transcript has 3 exons. Gene Ontology annotation, molecular function: phosphoprotein phosphatase activity. The record is from RefSeq and is a predicted model, not a curated record. Gene Ontology annotation, biological process: dephosphorylation. Bases 1 to 843 code for a protein of 280 amino acids.